UAUGGCCGUUCUUAUGUUCUGGUGUAAAUUGGCUCCAUCUAAUGUCAGGGGAAUUAAUCUGAUUCAUGCCUGCCAAAGGAUGUGCCCCUUAAUGUGGAGAGGCUCCAUCAACCAAGUAAGACAGGCGAAAAUCAGCAAUUCGAGGAGCUGGAAUUCACUGAGUUCAUCGUGGGAGCAGAGACCUUACAGCUUAUGAAGUACGGGGGCCAAAUUGCAUAGAAUUAUAUAGAAAUGUGGCCCUGUAAUUGCAGCUGCUGCGGUGGCUUGCCCGUGUCUCUCGAGCUGUUCUGUCAGACUGGUGAAUGGCUAGCUAUAACCGUUGUAUGUUUGGUAGGUUGUCCGCACGGAAAAGAACAGUCUGAACAACAGGUUCCUGCCAUGGGAUGAGAUCGAGACAGAGGCCAUUCUGUCUAUCGACGACGACGCCCACCUUCGCCAUGACGAGAUCAUGUUCGGGUUCCGGGUCUGGAGAGAGGCCAGGGACCGCAUUGUAGGAUUCCCGGGCCGAUACCACGCAUGGGACAUCCCCCAUCAGUCCUGGCUCUAUAACUCCAACUACUCCUGUGAACUCUCCAUGGUACUGACUGGUGCUGCCUUCUUUCAUAAGUACUACGCCUACCUGUAUUCCUACGUGAUGCCGCAAGCCAUCCGUGACAUGGUAGACGAAUACAUCAACUGUGAGGAUAUUGCCAUGAACUUCCUCGUCUCUCACAUCACGAGGAAACCGCCCAUCAAGGUGACCUCGCGCUGGACCUUCCGCUGCCCCGGCUGCCCUCAGGCCCUUUCGCACGACGACUCGCACUUCCACGAGCGGCACAAGUGCAUCAACUUCUUCGUCAAGGUGUACGGGUACAUGCCCCUCCUGUACACCCAGUUCCGCGUGGACUCGGUGCUCUUCAAGACCCGCCUGCCCCAUGACAAGACGAAAUGCUUCAAAUUCAUUUAGGAGGGAUCCCCAGGGGUCCCCUGGGCGCUCUGGCCGUGGGCGAGCGUGGAGGAGCGGCCGCCGUCGCCGGCUUCGAGAGAGAGGCCGCCUGCACCGCGAGGAAACCGGUGGAUUCGAACCCGCCCGCCCCGGGGAACCACAGCAAGUGAGGCAGGACCGGCCGAUCUGGCCUGUGCUGACACGUAGGAUCAGACCCUGCGGAAAGGGAGACGUUGGCUGGCAGCUCAGCCGGGCCGUUAGCCAAGGGCAACCGUCUUUUUAAUUCUUGUUAUUUAAAAUGAAAGUGUUUUAGAUUUGCCGCGAGGCGCUUUUUUUUUUUUUUUUUUUUUUUUUUCC
Messenger RNA from Pelodiscus sinensis (Chinese soft-shelled turtle), 1282 nucleotides. Lineage: Eukaryota; Metazoa; Chordata; Testudines; Trionychidae. The record is from RefSeq and is a predicted model, not a curated record.